AAGCAAAAAUUCCUGUCUAAAAUUAUUUAUUUUUUGAAAAUAAAUUCUGGUAAUUUGCGGAGAAAAUGCCAUUAUUUAUGGCAGAAAGGCAAAACAAUCAAGACACCCCAAGGAUCAUCAUAACCUUUUUCUUCUUCUCGAUCCAAACUCUGUUUGCUCUCUAGAUUGUUAAACUUUCUUCACUCUAGGAAUGUCAUGGAUACUGGAAUCAUGACAUUAUUCGAGGAGAAAGAAGAAGAUCCGUCUUCUUGUCGGAGAAUUUUAGGGCAGAUGUGGAUUUGAGCAGUGAAUUUCGAAAUUUGGGGGAAAGAAUGUUCAAACAAUUAUUGAGUAAACUUCCUCGGAAGUCUUCAAAACCCGACUCAGGAGGAGACCUCUCUCGUUCUAGCUCCGCUCCGGUUCCCUCCAACUCAGGGAAACGUACGUCCUCCUCCGCCGUCUUCCCAUCAACAAUAGAGCCGCUGCUACCGUUCAAAGACGUACCAAACUCCGAGAAGCUAAACCUCUUCGUGAGCAAAAUCAGCCUCUGCUGCGUUACAUUCGAUUUCUCCGACCAAAGCAAAAACUCCAUCGAGAAAGACGUGAAAAGACAGGCUUUACUCGAGCUUCUGGACUUUGUAGGCUACGGUUCCGUUAGAUUCACCGAGCCAGCUGUUCUCGCAGUGUGUAGAAUGUGCGCUGUGAAUCUCUUUAGAGUUUUCCCUCCGAGUUACCGGGAGAACGAUGGUGAUGAUAACGAGCCGGUGUUCGACCCUGCGUGGCCUCAUUUGCAGAUGGUUUACGAUCUGUUGCUUAAGUUCAUUACCUCUCCGUGUCUUGAUGCUAAAAUGUCAAAGAAGUAUCUAAACCAUGGGUUUAUACUGAGGUUACUCGACUUGUUUGAUUCGGAGGAUCCUAGAGAACGAGAGUGUUUGAAGACGGUUCUGCAUCGUCUCUACGGGAAGUUCAUGGUUCACAGACCUUUUAUCCGCAAGUCAAUGAGUAAUAUAUUCUACAGGUUUGUGUUUGAGACGGAGAAGCACGGCGGAAUCGCCGAGCUUCUGGAGGUUUUCGGAAGCAUAGUGAGCGGAUUCGCGCUGCCUUUGAAAGAAGAGCACAAGAUGUUUUUGUGGAGAGUGUUGAUUCCACUUCACAAAGCUAAGUCCCUUGGGAGCUACUUCCAGCAGUUAACUUACUGCGUCGCUCAGUUUGUGGAUAAGGAGCCGAAGCUGGGGAGUGUUGUGGUGAAGGGCUUGUUGAAGUUCUGGCCUGUCACGAAUAGUCAAAAGGAAGUGAUGUUUAUUGGAGAGGUCGAGGAGGUUGUUGAGGGGAUGAGUGUGGUGGAGUUUCGGAAAGUGAUGGUUCCGUUGUUCUUGAGGGUUGCUUGUUGUGUCAACAGUUGCCACUUUCAGGUUUCUGAAAGAGCUUUGUUCUUGUGGAACAACGAUCAGAUUGUGAAUUUGGUUGCACAUAACCGGGAAGCUAUACUACCGAUCAUGUUCGCUGCUUUGGAGAAGAAUGCUGAGAACCACUGGAACCAAUCCGUGCUGAACCUAACCCUAAACGUGAGGAAAAUGUUGUGUGAAAUGGACGAGGAUUUGUUCAUGUCUUGCCACGCACGCUUUCAGGAGGAGGAAGCAAAGCAAUGUUCUGUAAUUGAGAAGAGGAAAGAAAAAUGGGCAAGGCUAGAGAGUGCAGCUAGUAUGAAGCCGGUAACUGGAAAGACAGCUGUUCUGGUAUAACUCCCUUAGCAACUACCAUUGCCUGCUAGAAGCAGCAACAUCAGAAGAAGAUGAUGAUGAUGGAAUAGCUGUUGCUUAAGCUAUGGUUUGAGAACUUUUCAUCUUUUGUAAUAUUAUAUAGUUUUGAUGUUGUUAACCAUGCUGCAGAUUUCAAGUGAAACUCUUUGUAUUCAAGUAAGUUUGUCUAGAAAUCUUUUUCUUUCAA
This is a messenger RNA of Brassica oleracea var. oleracea, 1926 nucleotides long. RefSeq names its product serine/threonine protein phosphatase 2A 57 kDa regulatory subunit B' iota isoform-like. Lineage: Eukaryota; Viridiplantae; Streptophyta; Magnoliopsida; Brassicales; Brassicaceae. Gene Ontology annotation, cellular component: protein phosphatase type 2A complex. Gene Ontology annotation, molecular function: protein phosphatase regulator activity. The transcript is spliced from 3 exons. The record is from RefSeq and is a predicted model, not a curated record. The coding region runs from base 312 to 1721 and encodes 469 amino acids. Gene Ontology annotation, biological process: signal transduction.